Molecule: messenger RNA, 1809 nt
Organism: Anopheles marshallii
Lineage: Eukaryota; Metazoa; Arthropoda; Insecta; Diptera; Culicidae
Gene: ENGase
Product: cytosolic endo-beta-N-acetylglucosaminidase
Exons: 3
Coding region: 1-1809 (602 amino acids)
Biological process (GO): protein deglycosylation
Cellular component (GO): cytoplasm
Molecular function (GO): mannosyl-glycoprotein endo-beta-N-acetylglucosaminidase activity
Source: RefSeq, a predicted model, not a curated record
AUGGAGGAGAAAACGGAAUGUGAUAGCUCGUAUCCGCAAAUGUGCCAACCGAUCGUGACGCUAAAGGGGCUGCUCGACUUUGAAAAAGGACCCCAUCCCUGGAAGAAUCUGGUCGAACCGAUCGCACCUCGGUCCAGGUCGCGGUAUCUGGGCGAACGGUACCAGGUGCUCAAUUUUGCCGAUGACCCCGUUACUUACGUGGAGAACGCAUCCCGACCGCAGGUAUUGCUAUGCCACGACUUCAAGGGUAACUAUCUGAACGACAAAUAUAUCAACGGUGUGCAAGGCGAAGAGCAAUGGGUGGACUACCGCUUCUACAACUGGGCCGCGAUCGAUAUCUUCUGCUACUUUAGCCACAACUUCGUUACCGUACCGACGCUACAAUGGCUCAACUGUGCGCAUCGCAAUGGUGUGAAAGUGAUCGGUACGUUGAUCGUGGAGCAAAAGAAUGUACAGCUGCUGCGGGACAUACUGCAAUCGGAAGAGUUUAUGGUGCGCGUCGUGGAAGCACUUGUGCAGGUGUCGAAGGUGUGCCAGUUUCACGGCUGGUUGCUGAAUAUCGAGUGUGCGCUGGAAUCGUCGAAAGUUGGGAUGCUGCGGGACUUUGUUCAGUUGCUGACCGAACGAUGCCAUGCAGAGAUUCCGGGCAGCUUGGUGAUCUGGUAUGAUGCCAUCGCGAAGAACGGUCGGGUCGAUUGGCAGAACGAGCUGAACAGUGCGAACGAUGCGUUCUUUCUAGCGUGUGACGGUAUCUUUCUGAACUAUGCCUGGGAUCGGCAGAAGCUGGAACGGACGGAAAACUACAUCCGCAACUACUGUCCGGACCGUCGGUUGGAUGUGUUUGUCGGGAUCGAUGUGUUUGGCCGCAGCCAAAAGGCGCAGAUGGACACGAACGCACCGCUCGAACAGGUGAUGAACUUUCCAUUCUCCGUCGCACUGUUCGCACCCGGGUGGACGUUCGAAUCUCUCGAGGAAUCAUCCCGGCGGGACCAGCUCGAACCGGACGAUCGGAACGUACAGUUUCUGCAGAUGAACGACCGGUUUUGGAAUCGGCUGUGGCGCCAUCUGUACGUACGGGGACCGAUGCAGCUCCCGUUCUACACCUCGUUUUGUCUUGGAUCGGGCAAAUUUUACAACCGGCUUGGCAAAACCCAGUCCGACGAGUGUUGGUUUAAUCUGGCGAAGCAAAACUUUCAACCGUCCAUCCCGUACACGCCACCACUUGAGUACGAAACGCGCAACGAUCCACUGUCCCACUGGACGCACCACUUUGACGGUGCACUCGACGGUGGUUCGUGUCUGAAGCUGCGCAAUGAUGAGCACGAUAAGCGGCUGUUUGCGUGCGAUUUUCCAUGUUCAAACGAUCUGAUCGUGUGUUACGCGUACCGGCGUAGUAACCCAACGACGGUUGAUCUAGCGCUCGUACUGAAAGCGUACUGCCCCCGGCGGCACGAGUGCGUCCGUAUUGUCUGUGCCAAUGCCGACUGUCACGUGGGUGAUCGGAAUGAAAUGCGCGCCAUACCGCUGGACAAGGAGGAAUCAUUGCAGCUGCUCAAGCUUGGCGCUGUGUCACAGCUUCCACUUGCCGACACGGUCAACGGUUGGGACAUCAGAUACUACUAUUUAUCGGCCGAGGAGCUCCCAACAAGUAUCCGGAUUGUGGAUAUCGGUAUGAAGCUGCACAAGGAACCGGAUGCACAUUCGACCGAUUACGCUCUGCUCGGUGCCAUCCAUCUACAAGUCGGUAUACCGACGCAUCGUGAUUAUCUGACCCAACGUACUGUGCUAUUCUUCGAUCGUCCCGAGUGA